Molecule: messenger RNA, 3634 nt
Organism: Arachis stenosperma
Lineage: Eukaryota; Viridiplantae; Streptophyta; Magnoliopsida; Fabales; Fabaceae
Product: DExH-box ATP-dependent RNA helicase DExH8
Exons: 14
Coding region: 488-3460 (990 amino acids)
Biological process (GO): maturation of SSU-rRNA from tricistronic rRNA transcript (SSU-rRNA, 5.8S rRNA, LSU-rRNA)
Cellular component (GO): intracellular anatomical structure; nucleolus
Molecular function (GO): metal ion binding; RNA binding; ATP binding
Source: RefSeq, a predicted model, not a curated record
UCCAGGGCAGCGAGAUUCCCAUCUUUACCAGCUAACUUCCCACCUAAGUAUCCUAGAAAACCAAGGUGCAUUUUAUUCUGCACCAUCCCCCACUCCCAAUUCCCAACACCAUCACCAUCACCAGCAUCAUCGUCACCAUUGGCUAAAACAAAGUCACAGUCAACAUCAUCAAUCCCCAAAUCUCGUUGACUCACAGUCAACUACACACUCCACUACCAUGCUCCGCAUGCACUCGCCCGCAUCAUAUCACUCCCUCCCCUAUAAAAACCUCGCGCCUUUCGGCCUGUGCCAAUGUGGGUAACCACUGACCUGACCAGUGACGCGCACUGAUAAUCGUCUUCUCCUCAGAAAGAAGAGAGAGAAUCAGAGAAAUAAGACGAAACGAGACGUUUCGCUGUGAGGGAGAAUCGGAAUAAGUGUUUCGGAACGUUUCGUCCAGAUUGAGAGUGUGUGAAGUGUGUGUGACGAAGGUUUCUAAACUCCGAGAAUGGCGUCAUCCUCUUCUUCCAACAAUGCUUCGUACACUUUGCCGUUAUCACAGUCAAGUUUCUCGUCGCUUCCAGUGAUGGCUAUGAAGAAGAAGAUCGUCGAGAAGAUCAUGGAGAAUCGCGUUACGCUCAUCGUCGGCGAGGCCGGUUGCGGGAAAAGUUCACAAAUUCCACAGUUUCUUCUGGACGAAGGCAUGUCGCCUGUUUUGUGCACACAGCCCAGGAGAUUUGCUGUUGUUGCCGUUGCCAAAAUGGUUGCAAAAGCUCGAAAUUGUGAAGUGGGAGAGGAAGUUGGGUAUCACAUUGGGCACUCAAAGCACUUAUCAGCCGGGUCAAAGAUUGUUUUUAAAACUGCUGGAGUUUUGUUGGAUGAAUUGCGAGAUAAGGGCCCUGCUGCUCUUAAGUACAAAGCUAUCAUUCUUGAUGAAGUUCAUGAAAGAUCUGUGGAGUCUGAUCUUGUCCUUGUUUGUGUGAAGCAGUUCUUGUUGAAGAGCAAUGACCUGAGGGUGGUUUUGAUGUCUGCAACUGCUGAUAUUUCAAGAUACAGGGAUUACUUUAAGGAUCUUGGAAGAGGUGAACGGGUUGAAGUGCUUGCGAUUCCUAGCUCUAAUCAGAAAAUUGUUUUCCAGCGACAUGUUUCAUAUCUUGAGCAGGUAGCUGAAUCUAUCGGAAUAAGUUCUGAAGUAAUGAAUUCAAAGUAUUCUCCCGGAGUAGAUCCUUUCACAGCCAAUGCUUACAUCAAGCCUGAGUUUCAGGCUGAUUUUCACCAGCUUAUUCAUAACCUGGUGUUGCAUAUCCAUGAGAAUGAACCAGAUAUUGAGAAAAGCAUUCUGGUUUUCCUUCCAACAUAUUAUUCACUUGAGCAGCAAUGGCGACUUCUAAAGCCACUUGAAUCAACUUUUAAAGUUCAUAUUUUGCAUCGCAGCAUUGAUACCGAGCAAGCUCUCAUGGCUAUGAAGAUUUGGAAGUCGCAUCGAAAAGUAAUAUUGGCUACUAAUAUUGCUGAAUCAUCUGUGACAAUACCCAAAGUGGCUUUUGUAAUUGAUUCUUGCCGAUCGUUGCAAGUCUAUUGGGAUAAGUCCAGAAGAAAGGAAUCCUCAAAGCUUGUUUGGGUCUCCAAAUCACAGGCCGAGCAGCGUAGGGGAAGAACUGGCCGAACUUGUGAUGGUCACGUUUAUAGGUUGGUCACUGGUUCAUUUUUCAACAAACUUGAGGAUCAUGAGAGUCCGUCUAUUCUGAAGUUAUCCUUGAGGCUUCAAGUUCUUUCACUGUGCUGUGCUGGAUCUAAGGCUAUCAAUGAUCCAAAAGUUUUGCUGCAAAAAUCUCUGGAUGCACCAGAUCCACAAGUUGUUGAAGAUGCAUUGAACAUGCUUGUUCAGAUGCGUGCACUGGAAAAGACUCCAAGGGGCCGUUAUGAACCCACAUUUCAUGGACAAUUGAUAGCCAGUUGUCCUUUGUCAUUUGAUGCUUCUGUUCUAGUUCUGAAAUUUGGGAAUGCUGGUAUGAUACGCGAGGGCAUAUUGCUGGGUAUAAUGAUGGAUACACAGCCUUUACCCAUUCUUCAUCCAUUUGGAGAGGAAAUAUUGUUUGCAAAGUAUAUUGCUAGCUACUUUACUGACCGAACAAUCUUAGCUGGUCGAAAGGAGAUGGAAUUCAUGGCUAACUUCUGUGCAUUUGAAUUUUGGCAGCAUCUGUUCAGGGAUGAGUAUCGGCUUAACCAUUUGAAGCAGGUUCUAGAGAUUGAGAAUGUGUAUCCUGCCGAAGCACUGAUGCCUAAGCUUGAGGAAGAUUGGUGUUCUCUCCAUAAUCUCUCCCAGUCAUCUCUGCAUCAGACCUUAGAAAUUUAUGAUGAUUUGUUAAGUUCAGUACACCGGUUGCGGCCAAAAUUUUUGAGCUCUUUUAGGGGUUUGCCGCCCUAUUUUGAUCCUUAUGAAUAUGAACACACAUGCUUAGUAACAUUCCAGGCAGAUGGGGACAUAGAUGGAGUUUCUGCAUAUGAGGAAGGCCUUAAAGCAACAGGUGAAACAAAAUGUGCUUCUGUGCCAUAUGUCACUUCAGAAGAAUUUCACAGUUAUGAUGUGGCAAAAAUGUUCGCUAAAAUUAUAAAAGAGAUAAGGGCUCAAUUCUCGGAGGAUACUUCGAGUCGAGAUAGUGAAUGUUUAUAUUCUCACUCAAUUCAAGCUAAGAGACCACAAUGCAAAUUCUUCUUUUCGUUGCAGGGAUGCCGAAGAGGAGCGUCUUGUUCAUAUUCACACGAUUCAGGUCCUUCGGCACUGUCAUUCAGGCGAGAUGUCUGCGAGCCCGAAGAUAAUAAUAUGGCUGCUGCAUCUCUCCUGAGAUUUUUCCCCCAAGCUACCAACAGAUCAAUUCUUGUAUUGGAUGACACUGAUUUGCAUUUUGCCACAUCUCUUGGUCGCCACUAUCAUCCAUCCAAGAUAAUUGCAACUACAUGUUUGUCAGAAACAACGAUAUUGGAACAAUCACUGAAAGGGGUCAAAAUUUUAUGGGGUCUAUAUCACCCAUACCAGACAAUCAUUGCUAAAGCAGGGAAGAACCCUGUUCCUUGGAAUGAAGUUCAGUGUGUACUGUGGUUUCCUUGCUUUGAUAGCUUUGGCGAGGAUUCGGAUGGACAAAAGCAGCUCUUGCAGAACUUCUUUGAGUAUCUUGCCAUUCGAAUUUUGGCUGAUAAUUUGUCCGAUGUGAAAGUUAUCAUAACCAUUAAUAAUAUCAGAUUUUCCCAACUUAAGGCUGAAAAAUUGGGAAGGGAGUGUUUCUUUGUGCUUACAGAUUCGUUUGCCUAUGACGAAACAAGCUUUGGGGCAAUAUUAUAUGACAGACUUCCCCCUAAGACGCCAACGUUGGUCUCGAGACCUACCUCCUAUGUAUUUGAACUGCAUCCUCCGAGUAAGCUACUAUUCGGUGAUUAUGCUGCUAAUAUUAGAAAGAAUCUGUACGUAAUUCAGGAAAAAUAGUUUAGAUCACUUUUUAAAGCUAGAACUACGAUUGUAAAUAUUAGAUAUCUAGUUUCUGUUUUCAGCAUCAAAUUAAUAUAUCAACUAAUCAAGACAAGACCACUAUUCCAGUUGUACACCCCUAAACCAAAGAGUGCUAAUAACAUUCUUCCCUUGUUGCAAUCUUGAUGAUCA